UGCAGCGGUGAACACCUUCUUCGAGGCUGUGGUAUGAAUAUACAGGGUGUAUAGUGCUAGUGCGUUGCGUGCGAUAGCAAUAUGGGACCAAUCUCGCGACCCGUGGGGGUUUUUUGUUUAGUGCAAGUGCUAUGUUUUUGGACCGUUUACGUGCAAGGACACGUCGCAUUGACAUUUCCACCGGCUAGAAAGUACGAUUUGGAUUUCUUGGAUAGUUCGCGCACGAAACCACCAUGCGGAAUGCCAAAAGGCAAUAUUAAGACUUCGUUAUUAGAAGGUAGCAAAUUUAACGUAACCUGGCAUCUAGGAUAUCCUCAUAGGGGAGGGUUUAAAAUUCAAUUAUUAGACUUCUUAGAGAGGCCAGUAUUAGACUUGACACCAACGAUACAAGGCUCCGAAUUUGUAUCGAAUGAUGCCACGGCUCAAUCCUUUCAAGUACAAUUGCCGCACCAAUUUAACUGUGAGAAUUGUACAUUAAGACUGAUUCGACAAGCCCUUGAGUGGGGAGAAAGUUAUAAAUUCUGGUCAUGUGCAGAUGUUGAUAUAUUGCCAAGAAGAAAAUUCAGGGAGACAUGUAGCGGCCAUGGUAAAAAUCUAGUCGGACGAUGUAAAUGUGAUAGACUUUAUUAUGGAGAGAUCUGCCAGUACAGAGACGAGUGUGUCGAAAAUAGUGACUGCGGGGAACAUGGCAAAUGUAUUGAUGUUGGGGGAACCGUUUUUCCAAAACAACAAUGUUAUUGUCAAUUAGGAUGGUAUGGACCAGGUUGUAUUAAACGUUCUGCAGUUAGAACAACUGAAAUCGACUUCGAACUAUACACAGAAAAACAACUAAGCCCAACGUUCCGCCUUUAUUGGAGGAUUCUAAAAGAACACAACGAGCUUGAAGCUGUAUUGGUGGUUAAUGGCACAAGUUACGCUGCCAUAGGCUGGAGGCCAAGAUCCCUUACCAAGAGUUGUAAAAACUUUCCUCUUAUUGGACCUGUUGCCACUUCGAGCUCGGAUCACUCAAAAGCAGAACCAAAACCCAAAAGUGAGCCUGAACCGAAAAGCGAACCAGAACCUACGAGCGUACCAGAGCCCAAAAGUGAACCAGAGUCUAAGAGCAAUGUUGAACCCAAAACAAAACCUGAGCCUAAGACAGUACCGGAACCUAAGAGUGAGCCGGAACCAAAAAGUGAACCUGAGCCCAAGAGCGAACCUGAACCAAAGAGUGAGCCCGAACCAGAGCCUACAACAACUCAGCAACCAUCUAAAUACAGAAAAUCGCUUUACUCCAGACGAUCCGCUUCUCAAUCUCCAACUUUGCGACGUGCUCUCCCUGUCAGCGAUGUUGUAGAGACUAGUAUCUCAUUUCAAGUCAGUAGAAAGCAAGGUCGUAGGAGAAGGGAUGUUGAAACUGUACCAGAACCUACUACCGAACAAGAAACAACGCAAGAGGCAACAACUGUACCUUCUGCAGAACCAGAUCUCACUCCUGCACCUGAACCCGAACCCAAAUCAGAACCUGUUCCAUCUCCUGAACCUACUACCGGUAAACCUAAAUCUGAAACAAGAGCGAGGUUGGAUCUCAAACCUAAACUGAGACUUCAACCAAAAGCUCUUACUGACAACAAACCCAAACCAAUUCCCACUUCAACACCAGAACCAAAAUCUGAACCCGAACCUAAAUCUGAACCUGAACCUACUUCAGUACCUGAACCAAAAUCAGAGCCAGAACCUAAAUCUGAACCAGAACCUAAAUCUACACCUGAACCUUCUUCAGUGCCAGAACCUAAAUCUGAACCCGAACCCAAAUCUAAACCUGAACCUUCUUCAGUGCCAGAACCUAAAUCUGAACCAGAACCCAAAUCUGAGCCAGAACCCAAAUCUGAACCAGAACCCAAAUCUGAGCCAGAACCCAAAUCUGAACCAGAACCUAAAUCCGAACCAGAACCUAAAUCCGAACCAGAACCUAAAUCCGAACCGGAGCCUAAAUCCAAACCAGAACCUAAAUCCGAACCUGAACCUAAGUCUGAGCCCGAACCUAAAUCUGUACCCGAACCAAGCUCUAAUACCGAAAAACUUUCCAAAAUUCAAGUUUCAACCGUUGGAAGUAGUGCAGGACCCGAAAAAGAAGAGCAUCUCAAUCCUUAUACACCGCGCCAUGAUUUUAAUCCCAUGGACUGCACUGAUAUCAUUAUUGGAAGUGCAAGAGGAAAUAAUAGCAGAAUUGCCGAUUAUUACACCAGAGAUCGGUCAACUCCGAGAAUGGACUCCUUUUGGGGAGGCAAAAAUGAUCUUACCACUGCUAUGGGAUUCGAAAAGGAUGGUGUAACUACAAUUCUCUUUAGAAGAAAGCUAGACUCCAAAGAACCCACAGAUCAUGCUAUUGAAAAUGACUUGAUGCACGUCAUUUUCGCUCAAGGUCAAGAACCCGGAAAAUACGUUCACGUGCCCAAAUCUGGAGUCGAAUCUGCAGAGGCAAAAAUAAAGGACUUCUACAAGCCAGACGAACUUAAAUACCACGGUCAUAAAGAACAAAGAGGAGUUGUCAGUUUGAAUUUCUUCGAUGAGAAGAAAAUGAUUGAACCUGCUGGAGUGAUCGCAACAAGUGACACUGCAGAAAAUAGAGACUGUGGUGGAAUUUGGAAGAUACCGCGCCACUGCAAUCCAGAUAAUUACACCUGUGAGUAUUCAGCAAAAUGGGAACUUAUUCCAAGGAAAGAUACCAUCAGGUUUACUAUAACGACUAAACAUAUUGAUACGUGGACCGGAAUUGGUUUUUCGCAUAACGAGAAAAUGUCACAAACUGAUGCUAUAUUGGGCUGGGUAGACAAAGCUGGUCGGCCGUUCUUAAUGGAUACGUGGAUCAACGGUUACUCCCUUCCACUUCUAGAUGCAUCCCAGAACAUAUUUAAUACCUCGGGGAAAAUAGUAAAUGGAGUGACAACUCUAUCAUUCGCUAGAAAGAGGAUAUCUGAUGAUCCGAAAGAUCUUUCAUUUGCCGACGAUACUUGUCUCUUUAUGAUGUUCCCAACCAGAGGCGGAGCAUUUAAUAGUGUGAAUAAGAAAAUAAGAAAACACGAGGUUACUCCAACGGUCUCCACGGAAAAGAUAUGUAUCAGAUCUUGUGGAAAUGAUGAUAGUUUCGACGAAUACCUAACGACAACUGAAGCUCCAGGUCUUGGCUACAGUAUGAAAGUCAAACUAGUAGAACUUGGCGAGAACUUUGAAAUCCCGAAACAAGGAACCAUUCAAUACGAAGAUCUAUCCAAUUCAAUCGAAGAGAGUUUUAAGCCGGUAUUUAAUAGGCUGCCUGGGUAUAGAAGACUGCACAUUGAGCAAAUUAAUAGCGAUCAAAAUAACCUUAUUGCGACAAUAAAUCUCCAGUUGGGAAAACCAUCAGCAGAACAAGGAAGAUUUUUGACUGAAGAUACUUCAGAAAUUGACGAAAAGGUGCACAAGCUUUUACAAGAAAGCGUCGGUUCAGGAAGAAUAGGAAACUUGAAACUCGAUCCCCAAUUUCUCGUUUUUGAACCACAAAGCAUAACCACAAACCUCAUAACAGACGCUUCACCAUCUUCGGACAACUUCUUCAACCUGACCGAAGCCAAACUGUACAUCGUGUUGGGCUGUAUAGCUGCCUUGGUUAUAGUUGCUAUUGUUCAAGCUGGUUGCACGAUCUAUAAGGCCAGGAGUCGUUCAUCGGCCAAUCACAAGGACCACCUAAUCCCUAACUCGGCAUGGAAAGACUAUUCUUCGAACACAAACUACGCUUUCGACGCCUUCGAAACACCCUCAACAGUCACCCUCGAAGAGAAAAAGCACCCAAACGGUAACACAAACGGCACAUCAACCAAACCGACCAAAAGUCGCCACAUCCAACGUCCUCAAACCCGCCCUCCAAGCGUACCUCCAGCAGCACCUCAAGGAGAUACUCGUUCCCUACAACGCCCGCGCAUGGGCAAUUAUCCUCCUACCAAUAUGGACAGAAAUACUUUUUCUCUGCCGAGAACGGUAUAUGACAGGAACCAUUACAACGACAGAAACAGACAAGGACCUGAUAUGCAACCGGCGGACUUUUAUUUUAUGCCCUCGCAACGAAAAUACUCAGGUGAAGUGGUUAGAGUUUACGUAGAUUAUAACAAUCAGCCGAAGUGAAUAUGGUGGUGUACUAACUUUAAGGGACUUUUAAGUUAAUUUCAGAGAUUGCAAAGCGAAACACCAAAGGUAACUUACAGUAGAUCCACUGGAUCUUUGCACAUUGUUAUCACUGGUAUUAUAGGAUAUAAGGCAAAAUAUGAUUGAACACUGAUUAUACAUUUGUUUAUGAACUUGAUUUUCCAAAUUUUGGAAACCUACUGGUUGUCCAAUUACAUCUACAGUAAAUACAUAUUUAAACGAUCGUCUUGUUUUUCGGACAAGGUCUACUUUUGCCUGGCUUUGAAAGAACAUAAUUUUCUUUUCUUUUUAUAAUUGUACAUACUGUCCAUCUUGAUAUUUUUAAUGCAGCAGCUACUCUCUUAAAUAAAUGCUUGAUGAUAUUAUUUUAAUAAACAAACAUACAUUUCAAUAUGUUACCUGAUGAACAAAUAAAAAUGGCUCCAAAGGCCCUCCAUUCAUUUUUUCUAAUUUGAAAUACUUAAACAUAAAUUAUUUAUUGUACUUGAGAAUUCAGUGUUUUUCCAGGCACACUCUACAAAUAAAAACUUUUAAAAAUAUUUCAUAUUACUCCGUUGACGUGGUUUUAGACAUUUUUAAAUAACUAAAUGUCAAUUUAAACUUAAGCUUAGAAUUAAAUUUUAAAGUAUUCGCAAAGAAUAUAGACGCUUAAGCGUCUAUAUUCUUUGGUAUUCGGCAUUAGCUAAUAAAUAAAUUACUACCCUAAUAAAUCAAACACGAACGUGAAAGUCGUAAUAAUAACUGUUUGUUAAAAAAUAGGUAAGUAUAUUCAAAGUACGAAAAAUGAUAAAAUAAUUUAUAAACACACUACAAACGCUGUGAAAACAAAGCUUGUACUUGUCUUUGUUCAAUGUAUUAUGCAUUUGUCUAUAGACAGAUGGCUUAAGUUCACCGAUUUAGUUUCUGUGAUUAGGAAAGAAACGUAAUAUAAAAAAUAAUUCGUGAAUAAUGUCAUAAAUGUGCAAAGAUCCAGCAAAUGGACUGUAUAAGCACAUAAUAAUAAACAAUCAGAAUGCCAACUCUGCUUGUCAAGAUAAGUACGCGCAUCUCGAUCGCGCGGACUGAAUCGGUCAUGUUCUAAACGGAACCAGUACUGUUUAGUGACAUUUUAUCUGGUGUGCAUAGAAAAAUUAACCUGGUUUAAUUUAUUUACAGCAACCAUAGAUAUAAUAUGCACUAUUUUAUCCUUACUUUCAGUUGAAGAAUAGAUUAAAUUAUUUCAAAUUUACUAAAUUAUUAAUCUCUAAAAAUUUAAAUUACAGUUCUGUCGUAGCUUGUCACAAAUUUCUCAACCCGAGUCUAUGUUUCCGUUUUAAAUAUGGCGAUCGCGUGCUGACACACUUCAAAGGCGGCAUCUGAUUGUUAUUUAUACUGUGGCAUAAGUAUAUAAUUGUCCAUUUUAUUUAAAAUUUGUAAGAUAAGUUAUCUCUAAAAGAAACCUUUUCGAUCUUUGAAAUUAAUAUGUUGUAAAUUGAUUCAAAUGUUUAUAGAUUUCGAUUUUUUACUCUGUCUAUAGGAAUGGGACCUUAGUAUUCCUGUCACAGCUCCUUACUCACUUCACCUCUAGCCAGGUUAGUUUCCACAACAGUAACAUUAUUGAGACUGUAUAAUAAGUUGUAUAUAGGUAUGCGGUGGUGAAUCCAUGAAGUACACAUAAAUAUAUGUAAUGAAUUUACUAAUAGGUAAUGUUUACAGAAUUGAUAUUAAAUGAACAAAACAUUUACGGUUUUAUUUUAUUGUUAUAUAUUUUUUUAAACGGUCACUGUACUCACAUCCCAACGCAUAAUUUUGAAAACGUUGCAAUUUUUUCCAAAAGACCCAUCAACUCUUUCAUGCCUGUUUCGUAUUUGUCGAAGAUUUUUAGGUGAUAUAGAACCAUAGGAUACACAAAAUAAUGUUCAGUUAAAAAUAUUCGGAGCCAGUGUCAAGUUUUCGGGUUUUAUUUGCUAUCCUCCAGUGCAUUGCUUCAAUUAGCAGCAGCAAUAUAUGGUGAAAUAUGAAAAACCAUAUAAGGAAAUACCCAGCGUAUAAGGCAGACAAAUUGGAUGGACACAUUAAACAGAAUGAACUUGGGAGUAAGAUGGCGUGAAAUCUCAUCAAGAAAGUCAGUUGCGAUCCCAUUUGGAAGGUGGCAAAAUUGAAAUAAUGGGCUGGUCACCUGGCAAGGAAAACAGAUCAUACGUGGAUAAAAACAUUAUAGAAUGGAUACCAAUACGUGGAGAAAUGAACUAAAAAUAAUUAUAUCCAACUGGUACCUGGAUAGCACAAGUAGAGAAACGUUUCGAGGAGACCUACGUCUCACAUAUACUUACAAACACACUCAGACCACGAUUUUUGUAAAUCAAUUCACCAAUUUUUUAUCAUCUGCUGAUGAAAGGAGAUUAUACAAAUUAUUUUGUUGUUGUAUCAUAAAACAUUUUAAAGCAUUUUUCAUAAAUUCUUUGUUUAAGUUUUUUCAAUAAUUUUCAAAAUUAUGCGUUUGUUAUGAAGAGCAGCAAAUCUUUGAACAUUAAAGAAUAUUUUAGGAAAAUUUGUUAUCUUGUAGAUAGACUAUGUUCCGCUGUAAAAUGUCCACAUAUUUUGAAAAAGGAGGUGUUUAUGUCUUUUCUAGUCUUAAGUUCUAAACAAUAGUUUAACCAGUGUCGUUUGUAUAUUCAAUAUAGGAAGAUAAUAUAAGCUACUUGUAUGUAACUAAUAACAAAGCUAAGCGAUAAUAUAGAUAAAUAUCACAUGUUCUCUAUUCUAUAUAUACAUAAAUACGUACUUUACGUAGGAAAUCACGUGACGUCAGGUUUUGCUAUUUAUUCUAAAUAAAACAAUUUUACAUACUUCAACUAUUUCUAGGAAUCUUUUUGGUCAAUAUUGCAAUAAUUGAUCAGGUACGUAAUUUUUGGAAGACCAUUCUUACAAGAUUUAAACCAAAUUUAGGAAACAAAUCUCUGAGAUUUUCCAAAUAAAAGAAAAGGAAAAAACAACUUUACGAUGUAUAUGCCAGCCACAAAUUUUGAUUUAUUGAUAUAAAUGGCCUGUAUAAUUUAAAUUUAUCAUCAUCAUUCUGGCUUUACAACCCUGGGUUGUUAAGAGAAUUAUCCUCCUCAAGAAUUUCUCUCCAGUUGUCUGGGAUUUAAUUUUAACCCAGUAGUGCCCAGAUUAUUUUUUCGCAGUUUUUAAUGUGAUGCUAAUAUUUUUUUGGGAGCAGUUAUAUUAAAAAACAUAAAAAUAAAUGAAUUUACGCAUUCAGAUUUAUAAAUCACUCAGUAUAUGAUGUUACAUAUAUGUAACGCUAGGAGCUGGGUGCAGAAAAUACAAAAUAUAUCUGUAAACAUUAUUUAUUUAAAAACAGAAAAUAAUGAAAAAAGAAUUUAAACAUUUUGGUUUGUGUGAUAGGUAACGAAACAAUCAAUACAGAGACCUAAGUUACAUUUUUUACACAUCGUGUGUGUUGAACUUUUGCAAAAUCUUCCAUCACGACGUCUUCUUUUGUCGUUUGGAAUUUUAUCCACUAGGUGUUCCAUCAUAUCAUAUCUAAUUUCGUCGGCUACUUUUUGCGCAUUAGUAGAUGGAGAUGAAGUCCUGCCAGUGCCUUUGGGAGAUGACGAAUAUUUCUUCAAAUAAACUUGCACGAUAGCCCUUCAAAAGUCUUUUUGGGACAUCUGAGAAUUGUUUGAUUUUCGAUACAAACACCACGCGUUAUUGACUGAAACAUCAAGAAACCAUGUAAACAAUGUCCAGUACCAUUUUGUUUCUAAUUUGAAUUCUGUACUGUUAACAUUGUGAUCCAUUCGAUCAGUACCACCCAUUUUUUUGUUAUAGUCUGCAAGUACUGCUGGUCUGCUAACUUGUAUGUGUUUUUUUUUCUUUUGCGAAUAACGUCUAACAUUUGCGAUUGGAUUGAUGCCAUAUCUAUUUGAAGCAAUGCAAACUAUGAAAUUAUCGACCCACAGUUACUAGUACAGCAUCCGUCUUACUAAUAGUACUUUCAUAGUAUUCCCUUUCCUUUUUCUGAAUAUCUUUUUUUAGCUAAUAAAUGACAACUCCUAGGUAAACAGUUUUCCCUUAUAGUCCUCGUGCCUCUGUAUCCUUUCAAACUUAAAUAAGACAAUAAACUGAAGAUAGUAAAUAAGUUGUCAAAGUAAAAUAAGAAUGGAAAAGAUUUUAGAUUAUCAAGUAGUUCUUCUAUCAUUUUCACCAGUGGUGAAGCCUCCUUACCAAAGUUUCUUUCUAAGUGAAUAUCAGGAGUUACAGAUUUUGCUUGAUUUUCUCGAAAGCAAUCAAAUAGCCCAUCACUGUAUUUAGGCACCAGACUUUAUAACCAAAUCGUAUGGGUUUGGCUUUUAAAAAUUGCUUGUAGCUAUGUUUAUCGUAGCAUUUGACCAUACUUUCGUCGAAAACCAGAUCUUUUUCAGGAACAAAAUACUUUCUGAACCUGUCCUUCACUUUAUUUAUAUAUGGCCGUAUUUUCCAGAGCUUACCACCCUUAUCAAGGGUGUAAUUUGCUCAAAUCUGUUGCGUCUCAUAGCAUUAUAUACAAGUUCGUUUCUAAAGUUCAUUCGUUCAGCAAAUUCCCAACUAUCAAUAAAAGCACGUGUUGAUGUUCGCCUUCUCAUUCGUCAAGAGGCUAUUAAAUAUAAUUUAUUACCUUAAGCCAGACAGAUUCUCAUGUUACAGAUCCAAACUUGCGAUUUUGUUUAAAUUCAGAUUCUAUCGUGUUGGUUUUUAAGUUAAUAUAUUGUGUGUUAUAUUUGUUACAGUUAUGGUUAAGUUAUUUACUGGUCGUGUUAUUUUUUAGAGUUUAGUUUAAUUGUGAUUUAAUGAUUAAAUAUCAAGAAAUUCUUACACUAAUAGUUUUAAUUAAAAGUAAAUAUUUUUAAGAAUCAUACGAUACACAUCAGUACGACCCUGUUUGGCUUUCACGUGCGUAUGUUGAUAAUUGGAAAUAUGUAAAAUGAAUGUGGUUUAGUGUCAAUAUUUUGCUCCCAAUACAUACGCUUGCUGGAAAGAUUAUUAUAACCACUAAGAAUCAAUAUAACAAUGAAACAUUUAAUUUUCUCUGGCGAGACUCCUGGGUCGGGUAGGUUCUUGAAAGUAGCAUAUUGGUUUGUUUCAUGUACCAGAAAUAAAAUGAUUUCUUCAUCUAUGAACAUUUCGAAUAUAUCCACAACCGAUUUGUUUUCAUAGAGUGAAUAAUCUGACUCAGGAAAUUGUUUCUCGUUAUAUGUUUCUGAAUCCCAAAACCCAAUCACGGGAUUCAGAAACAUUUUCGAUAUACCAUAUGAGCAGGUGUAAUAUCGAUAUCAUUUGUCCAAAGAAAUGUUUCCUUCUAUCGAUUCUGACUGUUGAAUAGGAAUUUCUUCUCCUAGUAUAACAGUUCUAAUUUCUGCAUUGGCAAGUAGCUGAUGUUUGCUCAAAUUGUCGAAAUAUCUGCCCUCGUCCUUAUGAACCUAGGCGCACAAUUUCGGGACCAAUGCUUUAUAAAUGCAAUUUUUUUUUCAAAUCCUGAGGAAAACAAAUAAAUAUUUUUGAAAAAUUUAAACGCAGAUUGAAAGAUUAGGUACAUUAUUACCGAGGGCCGAAAGUUCCUUAGAAUAAACAAAAAGUUUUUUUGAAUGAGAUAUUUAAAAUUGAAAAUCACACUAAAUUUUCCCUUCUUUUUCACUCCUGUAACUUAUUAAAAUAAACAUUAUAGAAGAUUUCAGGGACUUUCGGCCCUCAGUAAUAAUGUAAUAUUUUAUUCUGCGUUUAAAUUUUUUAAAAAUACUUAUUAGUUUUCUCAGGAUUCGAAAAAAAUCGAAUGCAUUUAAAAUUAAAAUUUCUUCGAAAUAGAGAUAACUUUUGCUAUUAUGUAUUUAAAUUAUUUAUUUGGCAUUACCCUUUGUCAUUUUUGUGGGUCCAUCAUUUAAUCGUUUACAAAAUUAUGUACAAGAUUAACUAAGUUUUUAGGCAUAAUCUAUUUCACGUCUAAAUGCGCCAAGGUGACGCAAUUUUGUUUGAACAUCAUACACUUGUUAUCGCUUAGUUUUGUGAAUAGUAAAUGAUAGAAUAGUAUAUAAUUUAUUUUAAUGCAGUUUUCGCCAGUUUUGCUAUUUUAUUCAAAACUAUAAUUGAAUAAACAACCAAGGAAAUCAAAAUAAAAGCCUCAAUAUCGAUUAAUAUCAGUUAAUAUAAGCUCUUCCCCUGACACUGAGUUAAAGCCCUCAUAUCAUCGAUUUGGCGAUCUGCUACAAUGAUUUUAGUAUUUGUUGAGUUUUCUAGGAAUCAUUACAAUUUUUUACUGGUACUGUGUCGUAUGCUAUUGUUAGAUCAAUAUAUAAGACCCGAAUGUAAUGGUUUCUUGAUCAUUUUUUCUUUGAUUUAGUUGGGUUAUAGUAAAAGUAUGAUACGAGACAUGAUCUUCCAAAUCAAAAUCCUGCUUACUCUUUUAUUCACUUGAUUUUUCGUGUGGACGUCAUAGCAUAAAUGUCUUCAUGAUUUUUUCCAAUUGAUAAUACAGCUUUGUCAUCAGUAAAAGUUAGUGUCACAUCUUUUUCCAGGUGAGGGAUAUCAUUUUAAUAUAAAAGAUAAAGUUCACCUUUUGAUACUCUUGUUCAGUUCAUAAGCUUUCAGCCAUAUCCAAUUCGUCUUAACACUUCUUCGUUUGAGAUUUUUGCAUUUGCUUUAAUAUUAUUGGAUUGGAAAUACUUUUUUAUUUAUAAAUAAGGCCUUUAUGCUAUAUUUUAUCAAAGGCUUGCGUUACAUCCAGAAAUUCGACUAAAAAGAUUAUUUUCCCUUUCAGUGAUUUUUCUGUUAGAUUUACUAUUUUAUAAACCUAAUAUAUAGUCGACUCACUUUCUUAUUAACAAUGAAAUAAUUAAGAUAAAAAUUCAAGAGGAAUAUUAUACAAUAUCUAAACAAUGAACAGGACCUCUUCAAAUAUAUCAAGAAAUAUCAAGGUAUUAUAGCCAACAUACGGCUCAAGGACUUGAACAAAAAAGAAUAAAAAUACGUUAGGAAGUUUUGAGUGAAAAGUACUGAGAAGCAUUUACGGAGCGAAGAAUGGCCAUAGGAAAUGGAGAAGGCGAUACAAAUUUAAACUGUGUAGAAAAUCAGAAUCGUGUAAGACAUGUAAUGCGGAUGGAGCAAAAUGUCAUAGUAGGAAAAACAUUUCUGGAUUGACUACAUACAGUGUUGUAAAGCCAAAAUAAUAAUGAUUACAGUGGUGAAAUCAGUAUUAGCAUAGUGCCCAGAAGCUACAUUACCCCAGUCGAAAGUACUUUUAGAAACAUUGACUUGAUUGCCUUAGUGAUCAUUCCCAGUUGAAAGUACUCUAUAUAUAUAUAUAUAUAUAUAUAUAUAUAUAUAUAUAUAUAUAUGUUAGUUUGAAGUGUUUCACGGAUGGAGUAAUAUGUUGAACAAUUAUUCCGGGAA
Messenger RNA from Diabrotica balteata, 11565 nucleotides. The record is from the annotation of a GenBank genome assembly. Lineage: Eukaryota; Metazoa; Arthropoda; Insecta; Coleoptera; Chrysomelidae.